UAUCAUCGACAUGGUUCAACCAAUAUACAAGUUCCUCCGCUUCGCUGAUCAGGACAAGAAGCCGAACAUGUGCGAAGUCGUGAUGGCCUACCAGACUAUGAAACAGGAGUUGCGUUUUUUCUUUGGAACAAAUGUUUCCACACUGAAAGAGUAUAUUGAGGUGGUGGACGAGAGGUUGGGUGACGUGUUCAUAGGCACGUAUGUGGGUCCAGCUGCUGUCCUAAAUCCGAGGUAUGCAUAUACGAUGGAUCCAACUCAACAAAUGUUUCGUGGACUCAAGGAUACAUUUCAGCGCAUGACGGAUCUCCAGAGCGCCGUCCAGGCAUUGUAGGAGUUUGACGUGUUUCGGCAGAAGGUUGGUGAGUA
This is a messenger RNA of Panicum virgatum (switchgrass), 366 nucleotides long. RefSeq lists its product as uncharacterized. NCBI's taxonomy places the organism in Eukaryota, Viridiplantae, Streptophyta, Magnoliopsida, Poales, Poaceae. Bases 11 to 331 code for a protein of 106 amino acids. The transcript is spliced from 2 exons. The record is from RefSeq and is a predicted model, not a curated record.